This is a messenger RNA of Diutina rugosa, 1371 nucleotides long. It is a transcript of the gene ARH2, whose product is annotated as NADPH-adrenodoxin reductase. The coding region runs from base 1 to 1371 and encodes 456 amino acids. Gene Ontology annotation, cellular component: mitochondrion. Lineage: Eukaryota; Fungi; Ascomycota; Pichiomycetes; Serinales; Debaryomycetaceae. The record is from RefSeq and is a predicted model, not a curated record. The transcript has a single exon. Gene Ontology annotation, biological process: ubiquinone biosynthetic process.
AUGCUCCGUCUGAUCCGCCACGCCAGCACCCAGAGCCUGCCCUUUCGGGUCGCCAUUGUUGGUUCUGGGCCCGCCGGCUUCUAUACCGCCCACCAUUUGUAUAAGCUGGGCGCCCCCGUCGCCGUUGACUUCUACGAACGCCUCCCCGCCCCCUACGGCUUGUCCCGCUAUGGCGUCGCCCCCGACCACCCGGAGGUCAAGAACUGUGAAGAGUACCUUGAUUUGAUCAUGGACAACCAGGAGAACCUGAGAUUCAUCGGCAACGUCACCGUGGGCGAGGACAUCGCCCUCGACGAGUUGAAGAAGCAGUAUCACGCCGUGGUGCUCAGCUACGGGUCGACCGCUACCGACAAUACCCUUGGCAUUCCGGGAGAAGACGCCGAGGGGAUCAUUCCUGCCCGGCAAUUCGUCAAUUGGUACAAUUCCCACCCCGAUGCCGCCAACUGGCAGCCGCCCGAUCUCUCAAAGAUCCGCGAUGUUACCAUCAUUGGCAACGGUAACGUCGCCAUGGACGUGGCCCGGGUGCUUAUUGGCCUGCCCCUGUUGCACUGGGACCCCACCGACAUCGCCUUGGCCACGGUCAAGGCCCUUGAAAAGUCCGCCAUCCAAACCGUUAGCAUUGUCGGCCGCCGAGGGGUAUUACAGCUGGCGUUUGCCAAUAAGGAGCUCCGCGAGUUAUUAGAAAUGGCCGCCCUUAAUCAAUUCCUGUUCCAGAUUAAUUCCGAUGAGCUUAACGCCAUGGCGGGGAAGAAGUUGGGACGCGUGGAGAAGCGCCGCUUGGGUUUACUUGAAAAGUACGUCGGCACCGCUGUCGACUCGUCCAAGGUGUUGUCGUUUGAAUACAACUUGGCGCCUAAGCUGUUCCUCACCGAAAACGGUAAGGUCAAGGGGGUGGAAUACAAUAUCAACAAGACCGACGAUCUGGGCAAGGCCACCCCCACCGGGGAAACCACCACCGAGCCGGCCGACCUCGUCAUCACCCUGAUUGGCUACAAGGGUAGUCUCAUCGACAACAACUUGGGCAUUGGCUUCGCUAAGAACCAUAUCCUCAAUGACAAGGGCCGCGUGCUCACACAGGACUCGCAGCCGAUCCCCGGUUUAUACUGCAGUGGCUGGAUCAAAACGGGGCCUAAGGGGGUGAUCGCCACCACGAUGUUGGAAUCGUUCGACACCGCUGAGCUCAUCCUCGAAGACUUCAAGGACGGUAAGCUUGCCGCGCCUGAAGUGGAGCCGUCGCCCCCCAGCAAGGCGAUCUCGUGGACUCAAUGGGGCAAGUUGGACGAGUUCGAAGUGUCUGAAGGUGAACGCCUCAACAAGCUUCGUCUAAAGGUCGACAACACCCCCGGCAUGCUCGCCAUCGAAGACAACUAA